AUGGUGGGAAUAACAUUGCUUGUAGAUCUAUGGAGGAAAAACCAACAAAGCUUUAACAAGGCAUAUACCAAUCCAUCUUCUUGGCUUUUUUCUACAUCUGCCACUGCUGCCUCAAUUUCUGCUGGAGCCUCGUUUGCAUCAAAUGAUUUCUUUGGGACACCAGUGGCAUAUUGUGAUGCUGGAGUGGCAACUGCUGACGAACACCUUCCCGGCAUUCGAACUUCGCCAGGGAAAUAUUUUUACCAUGAUUCUCUAAAGUAUGGUGUAAAGACCUACAAUUUUGAACUUAAACCAUUGUGGUCUGCUUUUGAAUUGAGGUCAUUUGGACUGAUUUCAUUGAGGUCAUUCUUGAUGUUUUAUUUGCCUCUUUUGGAGCCUCAUGCAAAGAUGGAACAAGAUCAUCAUGACUUAUUUCUAGACAAUCAUGAUGAACUUCGUAGCAAGCUCACUGUUCCUUUCAAAAAGUCAGUGCUCCAAAUUGUCAGGGAGGUUACGGUUGUGACAACUAGACGCAUUUUAGAAAGAAUUACUUUCCAUUAUGGUUCAAGAAAAAUGGCAUGGAGACUUAUUAAAGAUGUUCCUACAUCGGCAGCUCGCAAGGCGGGAAGGAAAAUGCCAACAUAUAUUUACUUCUUUUCAGUGAGCAAAGCAACUUGUCGAGGUAACAUGCUUGGUAUUGCAGCAUCAUGGAUUGUCCAAGUAGGGGUCAGAAUAUUUCAAUUCUUUGCUACAAAGUCAAGAAAUGAGGAUGGUAGCAUUAACAAAGCUGAAAGAAACAGAAUUUUUAAACAGAAGGUUUUCUUAGCUACACUUAGGUGUAAUGCAUCUCUAAUUUUUGCAUCUAUUGGUGGAGGGAUUGGAGCUACCCUUAUUCGUCCUUCAAUUGGCCAGUGGAUUGGUUGUGCUGUUGGCGAUUUGACUGGUCCAGUUAUUGUAGCCGUUUUUGCUAAUAGAGUUCUUCAGUGGGACCUUUAG
This is a messenger RNA of Medicago truncatula (barrel medic), 975 nucleotides long. RefSeq lists its product as uncharacterized. NCBI's taxonomy places the organism in Eukaryota, Viridiplantae, Streptophyta, Magnoliopsida, Fabales, Fabaceae. The transcript has 6 exons. The record is from RefSeq and is a predicted model, not a curated record. The coding region runs from base 1 to 975 and encodes 324 amino acids.